Molecule: messenger RNA, 2343 nt
Organism: Carya illinoinensis
Lineage: Eukaryota; Viridiplantae; Streptophyta; Magnoliopsida; Fagales; Juglandaceae
Exons: 4
Coding region: 1-2343 (780 amino acids)
Molecular function (GO): nucleic acid binding; RNA-DNA hybrid ribonuclease activity
Source: RefSeq, a predicted model, not a curated record
AUGGCAAAUAGAUUGAAAAGAGUAAUGCAGAAUAUUAUUUCAAAAAAUCAGAGUGCCUUUAUUCCGGGUAGGCUGAUUUCAGACAAUACUAUUGCAGCCUAUGAAACUUUGCAUUCAAUGAAGACAAGGCUGAAAGGGAGAAUAGGCAGUAUGGCAUUAAAAUUGGAUAUCUCUAAAGCUUAUGACAAAGUUGAAUGGCCUUUCCUGAAGUGUAUAAUGGAGAAGCUUGGUUUUGGAGCUAGAUGGGCUAAUUUGAUAAUGGAGUGUGUAUCAUCAGUGUCAUAUGCUGUGUUAGUAAAUGGAGAGCCAGGGCAAGUGAUCCAUCCUACGAGAGGCCUUAGACAAGGGGAUCCACUAUCCCCUUAUUUGUUUCUACUAUGUGCUGAGGGAUUGAGUUCUUUAAUAAAUGGGGCUGAGGCAAGAGGGGAAAUAAAGGGAGUAGCAGUGGCAAGGGGAGGAAUGAAACUCACACACCUUCUUUUUGCAGAUAAUUGUAUAAUAUUUGGAAGGGCAUGUUGGGAAGAAUGGCAGAAAAUUAAUGACAUCUUGAAGUUGUAUGAGGAGGCAUCGGGUCAAAGCUUAAACAAGCAGAAAACUUCCAUUAUGUUUAGUUCAAAUGGAUGUAGAAAGGAGUGGGAUAGAAUUGUGAGAGAUUUGGGAGCUAGGGUGCAGAAUAAUUGUGAAAAAUACUUAGGUUUACCUAUAAUGGUAGGUAGAUCAAAGUACAAUACCUUUCGAGGUAUAAAAGAUAGAGUCUGGCUCAAGCUCAGUAAUUGGAAGAACCAAUUUCUUUCACCAGCAGGGAAGGAAAUUCUGUUAAAAGCGGUAGUUCAAGCAAUCCCAACCUAUCAUAUGAGUGUGUUUCUGCUUCCUAAAAGAUUGUGUAAGGAAAUUGCUGGAGAGCUAGAGAGUUUUAACAAAGCUCUUCUAGCAAAACAAGUGUGGAGAGUCUUAACAAACCCAAGUUCAGUUGCUGCAAGGAUUCUCAAAGACAAGUAUUUCAAGAAUACUAGUGUGCUGAAUGCAAAAUUAGGAGCCUAUCCUUCUAUGAUAUGGAGGAGCCUUAGGAGUUCUAUUGAGCUCUUGAAGGGGGGGUUAGUUUGGCGAGUGGGAAAUGGGAAAUCAAUAAAAAUUUGGGGGGAUAAGUGGAUUCCUAGAUUUUCUUCUUUCAAAGUUCAGUCUCCUUUGAAAAUACUGGAACCAGAAGCAAAGGUGGAGAAGCUUAUAGAAGAGGGGUGUGGGAGAUGGAAGGCUGACUUGAUUAAGGAAAUUUUUACAGAGGAAGAGGCAGAUUUAAUUCUAAAUACUCCCAUCAGUCAAACUAAUUUGGAUGAUAAACAAAUCUGGGCUCCUUCAAAGAAAGCCAUUAAUAACUGUUUACCAACAAAGUGGAACCUGUAUAAGAGAAGGGUUACAAAAGACCCUCUUUGCCCCAUCUGUGUUAAUAAAGAAGAAACAGUUUGCCAUGUCUUAUGGAACUGUCCAGCCGCGGUGGAUGUAUGGGCUGAGGUUAAUAGUCCUGUUCAGAAAUGGCCUACGGGUGAGACUGACUUGGGGCAGUUAUGGAAUAAAGUGGUAGAAAGAUGUGGUGAGGAUGAAGUGGUAUUAAUAGCUACUGUCAUGCGAAAUAUAUGGCUGAGGAGGAAUUCUUUGGUUUUUGAAGAUGAUUUUUCCAGUCCAGGUGCUUUGUUCAAUAAAGCAAAGAGCAGUAUAGCAGCAUACCAAGAAGCACAAGAAAAGCAAGGUAUGGGAGCAGGCCAUGUUCGAGUACAUAGAGAGAGGGUGAGAUGGAGGGCUCCUAGGGAGGGGGUGGUGAAGGUUAAUUGGGAUGCUGCCUAUGAAUUAAAAAAUAAAAAGAUGGGGUUAGGUGUGGUCAUUCGUGAUGGAGAAGGGGAAGUACUGGUCUCUCUAUGUAAACCAAGCUCUUAUUCAGUGUCUGCUGCUGUAGCUGAAGCUGAAGCUUUGUGGCGAGCUAUGCUGCUCUGUAUAGAAUUGAAUUUUGGGGAGGUUGUCUUUGAAGGAGAUGCUUUGGGCAUCAUUCAAGUUGCAUGCAGUACAGAGGAGAUAUGGGAAUGGUAUGGUCAGAGACUAGAGGACAUCAGAGGAUUAUUAAAACGGAGACCCUUGUGGACAGUGAUACAUACAUAUAGAGAAGGUAACAUUGUAGCUGAUUUUUUAGCAAAAUUUGCUCUUACUAUAGAUGAGGAGAAAGGAGUGCGGGAAGUGACUGGCUCCAAGGAUGAAUAUACAGUUACAGGUUUCCCUUAUGGUCAAUGGCUACAUUCUAGUUUUGCAAGAGGUUAUGAUAUUGCUAAUCGUGCUUCAAAGCAGACGUCGGAAUAA